This is a messenger RNA of Exophiala aquamarina CBS 119918, 1800 nucleotides long. RefSeq names its product methionyl-tRNA synthetase. Lineage: Eukaryota; Fungi; Ascomycota; Eurotiomycetes; Chaetothyriales; Herpotrichiellaceae. The record is from RefSeq and is a predicted model, not a curated record. Bases 1 to 1800 code for a protein of 599 amino acids. Gene Ontology annotation, molecular function: methionine-tRNA ligase activity; ATP binding. Gene Ontology annotation, biological process: methionyl-tRNA aminoacylation. The transcript has 3 exons.
AUGAUAGCCUUAGAACUCCGUGCGCGCAGCUUCUUUCUGCAGUGCAGAACAUCGGCACGUUCAAGGCCGGCGCAGCUGACUCGAGCGACGGGAACCUCAAGACACCGUCCAUUUACAUCAUGUCCCCAGCAGAGACAAAAUGACAAGCCAUACUAUGUCACCUCCCCAAUCUUCUAUGUUAACGCAGCACCUCAUGCUGGCCACCUCUACACCCUCAUCCUGACCGAUAUCCUAAAACGUUGGAACCGUCUUCUCGGUGAUAAGCGAGCCACCCUACUGACUGGGACGGAUGAGCAUGGCAUGAAAAUCCAAAAGGCCGCCCAGAAAGCACAAACCGAUGUUAAACGCUUCUGUGACCAGCACGCUCAGCAGUUCAAGAACCUCUGUGGAGCUGCCAAUAUUGACUACAACCGGUUCAUUCGCACCACAGACGCUGACCACAAGACCACAGUUGAGCAUUUCUGGACCGAAUUGAGCCACAAUGGUUAUAUCUACGAGGCCAAGCAUGAGGGCUGGUAUUCUGUCAGUGACGAAACAUUCUACCCUGAAACACAGGUCAGCCGUGUCCUCGAUCCCUCCAGUGGCAUUACCACAACGGUUUCAACAGAAACUGGAAAGGAGGUUGAGUGGACUUCAGAGACCAACUACCACUUCAGGUUGUCACAAUUCCAGGGGAAGCUUUUGGACUACUAUAGAUCGAAGCCUAACACAAUUGUACCACAACAGCGGAUGAACUUCAUCAUCGGUGAAAUUGAGAACGGCCUUAAAGAUCUAUCUAUCUCCCGACCUUCAUCUCGAUUGACCUGGGGUAUCCGAGUCCCUGGGGACGACAGCCAGACUAUCUAUGUCUGGUUGGACGCCCUCCUCAAUUACAUCACCAUGGCGGGCUACCCCUUCAAAGAAAAUCCCAGUCCUGACUCGCUCUGGCCCCCAAACUGCCAGGUUAUCGGGAAGGAUAUCAUCCGCUUCCAUACCAUCUAUUGGCCGGCUUUCUUGAUGGCUUUGGAUCUCCCCAUCACCCAACGUUUCCUGACACAUGCCCAUUGGACCAUGAAUUCCGAAAAAAUGUCGAAGUCAUCCGGUAAUGGGGUCAACCCCUUUUUUGCUAUUGACCGCUAUGGUGUUGAUGCCAUUCGCUUCUACAUGGCCCACGAAGGCGGCAUUGUCGAUGAUGCCAGUUAUGAAAAUUCAUACAUCGCACGCACCUACAACACUAUACUCAAGAACCAGUACGGAAAUUUACUACAAAGAGUUUUCAAAAGCAAAAAGGUCGACACGCGCCAAACAAUCAGGUGGGCCUCGCAAGAAGAAGACCUACAACAGUACAUUCAAAGCCCUGACCAGCUGAACUUGAAGGUCUUUGGAUCCGGAGUUGUUCUCGCUGACAUCAAACAACAAUACGAACUGAUCCAGAAGCUGGCCGAGGAGGUAAAAGCGUCCAUGGACAUUCCCAACCCUCGCAGUGCAGUCCAGGCGAUCUCGGAAACGAUCAGACGCACCAAUAAAUUCUUCCACGAGGCGCAGCUUUGGGACCUGCUCCAUUCUGAGAGCGCCGAAGAGAAAUUGGUAGCCCACUACAGUCUGUACAUCACCACUGAGACCCUUCGAAUUAUCUCCAUCCUUCUGCAGCCUUUCAUACCUGAAAAGGCAAAGGCGGCCCUGGAUAUGAUGAAUGUCGACGAAUCCUGGAGGACAUUUGCAGAUGCACGUGUCGGGGCUGAUUUUCUCUACGGGACUGAUGCGUACAAAACAGAGAACCGUUCGCCACCUUUAUUCCCUGCACUGUUGUCUUUAGAUUGA